UGCAGAAGCCGACGCAGAAACAGAAACAGAGAGUCAUCAGCAGAAGUACCUUUGAGCCUAGGGAACACGGGCCAAGGCUACCGAACUUGACCAACGGAACGAAUUGGAACUUGUCAUCCAAGGAAACCCUGCAGAGUCCCUCCCUGCUCGCCUGCCCUGGCCUGGCGUAGACGGGGCUUUCAAUGUGAUGCGACCCUGGAACUGGGUGUCCUCCAUCGCUGAGACUACCCAAAAACCUGCUAGAGGCCUGCUGGGUCGUUAUGUUAUAUUGGCUCUCGCCGCCUCUUUUUCGCGUGCGUGUAUGCAAACCAGCUCUUCCUGUAUCAACCAGCCCGUUAACGUCACGAUCUGACCUGCUUUGGAUGUUGCAUCUUGCAUCAGAAUUAUUCUCACGAAAACAGCUUUAUUAUUAAUUGUUACCUGCAGCAUCUCCGACUUUGUCGCAAAUUUCUACAUUCUCGAUUGAGGAGCUGGACACACCGCGAAAUUACAGCUUUGCCGUUCCACCAGCCACCCGCAGCCCCGUCCUAGCAACGACACCGUCAAGUCAACCACCGCACGAACGCUCGCUUGACCAGGGGUCGAGAAAAUCCUCUUUCCUUGUUUCUACUCUACAUCUUCAUCUUUGAUUUAUCUGUACGAAAAUCCGACGAAACCUAUACGAUUGAACGUCCUCCCGAAUUUCCUUUGUCUGUAAUCCUGUUGCUCGGCCGACUCCAACCUCGAACUCAACCCUACUCUACUCUCCCCAAUUGUGGUUGCUUGUGGAUGCACCCUUUGAUCAAGGAGCUUCGCAUCCGCAAUCACGAUGGGGUCUACCGAAUUUGGAAAUUUUCAUGUACGCCCUCGAUUUUCUGUCCUUCAACAGAGUUCACGUUCUAAUUUAUGUGCAACAGGACUUUUGCAGAGACUCGACUCUCCCAGUCUGUAAUGUAUGUCCGACCUUCCUACCUACCUACGCCAUACAUCGUCAUGUGGAGUCGGAAACAAUGGGGACCUUACUGAUCGUCGAUAGCUUCUGUCCCAGAACCACGACCAGAAUGGCAAUUGGGGAGGCUGCGAGCUCACGGGUAUCUCCCUGAGUGGAGGGCGACAUCUUGGAAACUUGGGAUCAAUCCUCCUCGCUGGAGCUGCCAUUGUUACCGCCGUCUUUCUCCUAUUGCGAUCCGAGAAGAAGCGGGCUGCCGUUGGUCGAAGGGAGAUGCAAAUGUUUCUCAUCGGCUACAUCAUCAUCAGUAUAUGCGAGAUCUUUUCAGUAGGAGAGUUUCCACUGAAUAGCACCGUGAGAAUUGCUUUCUCUGCUAUCCAUAUCGGCAUGAUCAUUGCCACAUGUUGGAUUCUAAUGCUUAACGCCGUUGUUGGCUAUCAGAUCAUCGACGAUGGAACGCCACUCUCGAUGGCCCUAAUUGCCAUUUCGGCUCUUCUGUUGCUUAUUGGAACUGGCUACAUCGCCCUCGACACCGGCUUCUCGUGGACUGGCUACUGGGACGAUAGCUACGAGGCCCCCAGGAACCGAAACAUCGCCCUCUACGUCCUUUACCAACUUGUCCCUCUAAUCCUCCUCGUCGCCUUCCUUGUUCUUGAGGCUAUCCUUGUAAUUCGAAUUCUGGGCGAGACGCGUCCUAUGAUUUAUCUUGCCGCCGCAGCCCUUCUUUUUGCCAUCGGUCAGGUCUUCAACUACGCGAUCAGCAAGUAUAUCUGCGACGGCACGAGUGGAAAGAUCGAUGGCGCCCUUUUCCAGACGCUCUUCACCCUGUUAUCUGUUAUCAUGGUUUGGGUUUUCUGGUCCAGUAUUACUGAGGACGACUGGCCCAUGCCUGUAACCAACACCUACCCCUGAUGCGGCGCAUGGGCAUUUUGGCGGUAUUGUUCUUGGGACGGCGUUCAGUGGCGUAUCUUUUUUUUUUCUUUUUUUCGGUUUCGAUAUCCCUCAUUACACUCGGCGGCCGAGCUCACGGUCGAACGACGUACACACGUUGACGAAUACGAUUUUUUCUGGAGUAAAACGAAGUUGAUUUUCAUUUGAGUUGUAGGGCCAUUUAUGCGACGCAACUUGAUAGACCGAUGGUUGGGUAUUUGCAUCAAGAAGAGUUAUCUGCGACUCAUGGUGAUAUAUGAAAGGAGGAUCGCGUCGCAGUUUUGCCAAUGGGCCUGGAUUUAAGAACAGUUGUUGGGUUGUUUGGUUCUACAUGCUGUCGUAGAAUGACCUGUUACGCGCCAGCUUGUAUAUAGUAUUUAUUAGUUUUCGACUUCGAAGUUAUACCCUGAUGAGCGACUAAUGCGUAAGAAAUCGAAGUUAAAUUAAAUUGGAUGAACUGUUAACAUUAUCCCAA
Fusarium odoratissimum NRRL 54006 is the source of this 2333-nucleotide messenger RNA. RefSeq lists its product as uncharacterized. The transcript is spliced from 2 exons. The coding region runs from base 1202 to 1840 and encodes 212 amino acids. The record is from RefSeq and is a predicted model, not a curated record. NCBI's taxonomy places the organism in Eukaryota, Fungi, Ascomycota, Sordariomycetes, Hypocreales, Nectriaceae. Gene Ontology annotation, cellular component: endoplasmic reticulum membrane. Gene Ontology annotation, biological process: protein folding.